This is a messenger RNA of Hypanus sabinus (Atlantic stingray), 1717 nucleotides long. RefSeq names its product splicing factor 3b, subunit 5 (gene sf3b5). The record is from RefSeq and is a predicted model, not a curated record. The coding region runs from base 89 to 349 and encodes 86 amino acids. NCBI's taxonomy places the organism in Eukaryota, Metazoa, Chordata, Chondrichthyes, Myliobatiformes, Dasyatidae. Gene Ontology annotation, biological process: mRNA splicing, via spliceosome. Gene Ontology annotation, cellular component: precatalytic spliceosome; U2 snRNP. The transcript has 2 exons.
GCGGCCAUCUUGGGUUUUCCGGACCGCGGCAAGUGUGGGCAACUAUUCAGGCGGGCGGUGAGGCUAUUGAGGACGGGCUGCCGGCAACAUGACGGACCGCUACAACAUUCACAGCCAGCUGGAACACUUGCAGUCCAAGUACAUUGGCACGGGCCACGCCGACACCACCAAGUGGGAGUGGUUAGUUAACCAGCACCGCGACUCGUACGCCUCCUACAUGGGCCAUUUCGACCUGCUCAACUACUUCGCGGUGGCCGAGAACGAAACUAAGGCCCGAGUCCGCUUCAACCUCAUGGAGAAGAUGCUGCAGCCGUGUGGGCCGCCACCCGACAAGCCUGAAGAGGCCUGAGGGACCUCUGACCCUGGGCGAGGGCAAGGAGAGGCCGAGGGUGAGUUGGAAACACCAGUCAACGAAUCAAACUUUGACUUGCAAACACCAGCAACCAUUGAGGCGAUACCAGCCAUUGUCCAAAUGUAAGAGCAGUUCUCACAAGAGUUGUCCUUGGCAGACUUACUAAACGAUGAAAAGCGUCCCUUUUAAAAUGUGUAACUUUCAAGAUGAACUGGAAUCACUGCUGGAGCUUCAGCAAGAUGAGACCACAACUGCAGUCCUCGUAUCCCUGCUGCACCUAAUAUCACUAUGUGGACCUUUGGACUUCAGAGAUAACCUCUUUGAGGUUUGUAUUUGGAUUAUCCAUCAAAAUCUACUGGUUGAUACUAGUGUGUUGAGGAGGCUGGGAGAAAAUUCUCAGUGAAUAAAAACACGGGUUAUCGUCUCUGUCUCCACGGAUGUUGCCUGACUCGCUGAGUUCACCCAGUGACUUAGAUUCUGCUCAACCAUCAGCCAACGAUUUGCCCGGUUAAUAGAGGCAACUGCCAAACUCUGCUGAAGAGCCAGAGGAGCUUUUUCUCACCAAGUGACCUUAACCAAAGCCCCUUCACCUUGUCCUGGCUUGCUGAGUCUCAACAGGAUGCGGAACAAAGAUGGUGUGCGUGGCAUGUCACAUGGAUUAACCGAUGUUUGCUUUACAAAUCGCCAUGCUUGAAAGAAAUUCUUCAUUAUUUCUGUUUAAGGGAUCUUUCUAAGUCCAUACUGACUUCUAUGUUUACCACAGUGAGUACAUUUGAAAAGGGACCUGAUUUUGAUGUAGUAAGUCGUGCUAUUUAAAUAUAGUACUAUUUCCCAAACAAAGGAAUGCAUGUGGCGUAGGAUAACAGACUUUGGAAUGGAACCCAAGCCACUCAGACCUCGAGCAGCCACUGGUCCACCUGCAGAGAGGGGUUGUGUUAUGACAGAGAUUUCCAGUGGAUGACUGGCUGGCUUUGGAACAGCAACGGCCCAGCAUGUGACUUUGAGGAGCCCCUCCCAUUCCAUUGCAUCGGCACAGAAGGUGGCCAUUCUGCCCAUUGAGUUGAUGCUGGCCUAUCGUUCAGCAGUGGGGGAUUUCAGGCCUGACGGUGCUGACUGUAUGCCAAGUGGCUGAACUGUUACCCAUAAUAUCGCCAUGUGAACCUCUCAGUAAGAAGCUUUAGUCUUUGGAGAUAACCUCUUCGUGCAGGAGGAGGCUUCCUUUGAGGGCCCCACAUGAUCUCAAGUUGAAACUCUUAAAAUGUGGUCUAAGCAAACAAUUUUAGUAUAAAGCUGCAGAAAUUUGUGAAAAUGAGGUUUGGUCAGAUGUUUGUUACUGGUAUAAUAAAUAGUUUUCAGUUAUUUUGA